AUGUUUAUAAUAGGAUGUAAAGAUAAGAAAAAGACUGCUGCUCAACAAUCACGAUUUCCUGGUGAUCCAAAGCGUCAUCGUCUUGAUAUUUCAUCAAUGCCACCACUCGUUCCAAAUGGUGAAUCAUUUCUUCUCGGACAUCCUAUGAGUGUUCUAUCACCAUGUAAUAGUCAAGGUGGUGGUCAAUCAGCAGUUAAUGGAAAUUCGAAUAUUUAUGAAACUGGACCAUUAUCAACAUUACAGCCGAUUGGUUCAGUUAAUACGAAUGGACCUUUUCUAAAUACACGUGACGGAAUGAUGUAUUCAUUAGCAUCAUCACCACCAUCGAAUAGUGAUGAUUCAUAUGUAAUUGGUCCACAUGGACCUUUGCCAACAAUGUCAUGUCAUAGUGAAUGGAUUGAACAUCAUCCUCCACAAGGAAAUGAUUAUCAUGCAACAAUGCCAAUGUUUCAUCCGGUUAAUAUCCAUGAAGAGGAACUUGAUGAUCAAGAUAUGAUGAUGCCUAUGGAAGAUGAUAGUCUAGACCAAACGAAUUCGGAUUUUAGUGAUGGUUAA
Molecule: messenger RNA, 555 nt
Organism: Rotaria sordida
Lineage: Eukaryota; Metazoa; Rotifera; Eurotatoria; Philodinida; Philodinidae
Source: the annotation of a GenBank genome assembly